Molecule: messenger RNA, 846 nt
Organism: Indicator indicator
Lineage: Eukaryota; Metazoa; Chordata; Aves; Piciformes; Indicatoridae
Gene: HSPB3
Product: heat shock protein family B (small) member 3
Cellular component (GO): cytoplasm; nuclear speck
Source: RefSeq, a predicted model, not a curated record
AUGGACCAGCACUACCAGCACCACCAGCAGCUGCAGCUAAGACAGCGGGAGAAGACAGAGACAGCUGUCUCCUCUUCCUCCACCCAAGACAGGGACACCUUUCUUGGUGAGAAUUAUGCCUUCAAUAUACAGCUGAAGUUUUCCUGCAUUUCUGUUAGAGCUACAGCAAAGGUUUGCGUCACUGACUGUGCCAUCCUGAGACCAUCUUACAGUCAGCGCCUUUAUCACCAGCAAUCCCAACUAAGCUCUGCCUGUGCUAAAAGUGAAUGGUGACAUCAACCAAUAAAUUAGUCUGUGCAUAAGGCAUACAACUGCAAAGAGCUCGUUCUCACUCUGGACAGGAGCAGGAGCUUCCCCAAAGCGACAAGAGCAGCAGCUUACCUUUCUGCCUCAGCAAUGGCAGAAGCUGUUAUAAGACACUGGGUAGAAACUCCCAUACGCUAUCAAGAGCAGUUUGCUCUCCAAGAACUGGAAGCACACAAACUAGACCACUCUUUAUAUGCUUUGCCAGGCCCUGCUACAGCUGCACUGAGCAACACAAGGUGUAUCACAGAAAAUACAGCUGAAACUGGGAAGAAUGGCCAGAAAGAGGAAACCACACACUUUCAGGUUUUGCUGGAUGUUGUGCAGUUCCGUCCUGAAGAUAUCAUUAUUCAGACUUUUGAAGGCUGGCUUCUGAUUAAAGCUCAGCAUGGACCCAGGAUGGAUGAACAUGGUUUCAUAUCCAGAAGCUUUACCAGACAAUACAAAUUACCUAAUGGAGUGGAGAACAAAGAUUUGUCUGCACUUUUCUGCCAUGACGGUAUUUUGGUUGUUGAAAUGAAGAACUCAGUGGAAAAGAAUUAG